AUGAUCAGAGAAACUGAGGAUAAUUUACAUCUGAUGCUAAUUAAAGUUCUUUACAAAACACUAAAAUGCAAAGUGAGUUUCUUGGAGGUCAUAAAGUCUCCAGGUCGUCCUCACUCAUCUGCGUUUUCUCUCCUCUCAGGGAUCAUGGCAACCGGACCAGACGCCAUCGAGCUGUGGCUCCUGCCAUCAGGAGUGGUUAGCUUCUUCAUCCUCCUCCUCAUCCUCUCCAUCUUCCUCACGGGUCUCUGCAGCGACUGCGGCAGACAUUCGUUUGAGCUUCAGGAUCUGGAGGUGAACAGAACCCCGUCAACGCUCAUCAGCGUGGUGAAGCUGGAGGAAGUGAGAGAAAACCCAACGAUCAACGAGAUCCAGAACGACGAGAAACAGUCACGUCCUGAAGAGGAAGUCUCAGUGCAGUUCACUCCCUGGAGGAGCCACCUGGGGGCGCCACAGAGCCAAGAUCAAAACGCUGAGCACAUCUACCACGCCAUCGGAGGACACGGCACCAACCCGGACAUAUCAUCACCAGCAAUGCCGGCCAAUCACAAGCCAGCCAGAGCACAUGACGCCGCUCUGGAGGAUUUUAGCAACUACGACGGGGAUUCGGUUUAUGCUCAAGUCAGCAAGAAGCUGAGCUCCAGUGCUUCACCUCCACCUGUCCAUACACCUGCGGAGAUACAGGAGGAGGAGGAGCCUUCACCUCCGCUGCCCGAGAGGACGGCAGAGAUGGAGGGAUGAUGGAUGAAGAACGAGAGACGGUGUGAAGAGACAGAGAACGAAGGACGCCAGGUCCUCCCGCACGCAUCAUUAACGCCAAAACCUGAAAACUACAUCUGCCAAUCAGAGUGCUGGAACCCUAACACUCAUGACAUCACAGCGUCAACAUCUCAGCUUCAGCGUCUUGAUGUGAGGUUGAAUUUCUAAUGAAAAGGAGACACGUGUCACACGUGGAGUGACAUCAGCGACUCGCUGAAUCUGAACACAAGUUCAGA
Haplochromis burtoni (Burton's mouthbrooder) is the source of this 992-nucleotide messenger RNA. RefSeq lists its product as uncharacterized. The record is from RefSeq and is a predicted model, not a curated record. The transcript has 5 exons. Bases 1 to 738 code for a protein of 245 amino acids. NCBI's taxonomy places the organism in Eukaryota, Metazoa, Chordata, Actinopteri, Cichliformes, Cichlidae.